AUGGCUGCCAUGCUUUUGCACCUUAAACAAAACAUCCCACGACGUUUGUUGAGGGACAGAAAAAAACCACUGGAUUACUUUAGUGACGAAGCCAUCAUAGCAAGUUAUCGACUUGACAGGCAAUCUAUCUUGGAACUGUGUAAUAUGAUGACGAAUGAAUUGUCACGCCCAACUCAUCGAAAUCGAGCUCUCCCCGUUUCGCGCCAAGUAAUGGUUGCUCUCCGAUAUUACGCAUAUGGAAGCUACAUGUCAGUUAUUGGGGAUGCUCAUGGAGUAAGUAAAAUGGCAGUAUCCCGUGCAAUAAACCACGUGUCUUUAGCACUAGCCCGUCGCAGUCGUACAGACAUUGUAUUUCCUAUGGAUCAACAACAGCAAGGUGAUGUCAAACGAGAAUUCUUGGCAAUGAGGGGAUUUCACAAUGUCCUUGGGGCUGUGGGUGGAUCGUUAAUCCCAUUGCGACACCAUCUGAAGACGGACACUUAUAUGUGUCAAGAAAAGGAUUACAUGCCUUGA
Mizuhopecten yessoensis (Yesso scallop) is the source of this 513-nucleotide messenger RNA. RefSeq names its product putative nuclease HARBI1. The record is from RefSeq and is a predicted model, not a curated record. The coding region runs from base 1 to 513 and encodes 170 amino acids. Lineage: Eukaryota; Metazoa; Mollusca; Bivalvia; Pectinida; Pectinidae. The transcript has a single exon.